GGUACCUGCAAUUUGUAAGAGCAAUUAGUUGCUCUGUGAAUUGCUAAGGGAAAACAUCUCCAUAUAAAAACUAUAGCUGAAAUAGUGAAAAUGAAAGCAUUGCAGCUUUUAAUAGUACUCCUUUUUGUAGUGUACCUAUUUACAACAAUCUCAGCAGAUGCCUCAGACCACACAAAACUCUGUCGUUUAUUCAAAAACGGCACAAAAGUACGUGUUCCCGGAUCUUGUGAACAGUAUAUGGUGUGUAAUGGCAAUAGUGGUGAAAUUUUCACUUGUUCCGGCAAUUUGAAAUAUGAUACGGAACAAGAAAAAUGUGUCGCAAAUCUUGAUACCACUGCAAUAUGUGAUAAUCGUUGUAUGGGUAUAAGUGACGGAAGAUUCGUAGCGGACCCAACCAAUUGUCGUGGCUGUUAUUAUUGUCUAAAUGGUGAAGCCUAUGCCAGCAGUUGUGAUUGGCAGUACUAUUUUAAUGAGACUAGACAAGAGUGCGUUUAUCCUCGCGAUUCUACGUGCAAAGAUGUUAAUAAUAUUUGUGAACUGGUGAAGGAUAAAACCGCGUUUCGUAAUGAGAAUGAUUGUUCACAAUACUAUGUAUGCAGCAAAGGCGUACAAAAGCCUGUUUAUUGCAAAAAUCAAUACUUUAAUGUGGAAAAGGGAUCUUGUGAUAAGAAGAAGAAUGUAAUUUGUAAUGCCCAUCCAAUAGCCGCGAAUUUAUGUCCAAAGAAUAUUACUAAUAUAGUGAAAAAAGCAGAUGGUGGUUCUUGUCGCGGUUACUUUGUUUGCGCCCCUAUGGGAGAAUUUGCUCAAGAUGAACAACCUAUUUGGUUCCAGUGUCCGGCUGGAAAGCUUUUCAGUGAAGCGCAAGGAGAAUGUUUAGAUCCAAUCGAUGUUAAAUGCGAUUAUAAUCGUUGUGAUGGCCGUGGUAAUAUGCUCGUUAACAGUUCUUUUAAUAAUUGCCGCAAUUAUAUUAAAUGUGAAAAUAAUUUGGAAGUGGAGGAAUAUACCUGUGGCGAUAAUUACUUUUUCAAUGAGCGUCUUCAAGCAUGUGUUCCGUAUAUCAUUUAUUUUAAAUGUUGUGAUCAACCAGCUACGCACCCCAACGUAAAGUUGUAAUAAAAGUUAUGCAUACCAACUUGGUUUAUGGAC
Messenger RNA from Lucilia sericata (common green bottle fly), 1146 nucleotides. RefSeq names its product peritrophin-44. The transcript is spliced from 2 exons. NCBI's taxonomy places the organism in Eukaryota, Metazoa, Arthropoda, Insecta, Diptera, Calliphoridae. The record is from RefSeq and is a predicted model, not a curated record. Gene Ontology annotation, cellular component: extracellular region. The coding region runs from base 91 to 1113 and encodes 340 amino acids. Gene Ontology annotation, molecular function: chitin binding.